Molecule: messenger RNA, 3588 nt
Organism: Scomber scombrus (Atlantic mackerel)
Lineage: Eukaryota; Metazoa; Chordata; Actinopteri; Scombriformes; Scombridae
Product: vascular endothelial zinc finger 1-like
Exons: 5
Coding region: 5-1375 (456 amino acids)
Cellular component (GO): nucleus
Source: RefSeq, a predicted model, not a curated record
GGAAAUGGAGCCGAGCUGGAGUACGUUUCUUUUUCAACAGGCCAAUGAAGCCCUCCACCACCAGCACCAGGUGGCCCAGAACAGCCUGCUGCCACUUCUUAACGCAGGAUCUGAUCAAAUUGACCAGAAGCCUAUCCUUCCCAUCCAUCUAGAUCAGAAGCCCCCUUCCAGUGCUUUGGAUCUCCUCAAGGACAAUGUGGCCAGUGGAGGAGGCGCACGGAUGCCAAUGCCUGUGAUAAAGAAGGAACACAAAGGCAAAACGCCUUUCGUCUGUGGCUACUGCAACAAAGCCUUCCGUGACAGCUACCACCUGCGACGCCAUGAGUCCAGCCACACCGGUAUCAAGAUGGUGUCACGGCCAAAGAAGACCGCCCAGACAGCCCCCACCAUGGUCCCCAUGAUUUCGACCAUGCCGCGAGACAACAACGGCCACCCUUCCUACAUUUCCACAGUAGCAGGCAUCCUCUCCACCGCAACCACCUCCGUUUCCUCAAGUAUCAUGUCAUCAUCCCCAAUGGGCAGUAUGCCGCAGCAAAACGUCGCCAAGAAACCUGCCAAACCUGUCAAGAAAAACCACGGGUGCGAGAUGUGUGGCAAGGCCUUUCGUGAUGUCUACCAUCUGAAUCGCCACAAGCUCUCCCAUUCAGAUGAAAAGCCUUUCGAGUGCCCCAUCUGCCAGCAACGCUUUAAAAGGAAGGACCGAAUGACCUACCACGUUCGCUCUCACGACGGAGGAGUCCACAAGCCCUACGUGUGUUCCGUGUGUGGGAAAGGCUUUUCCAGGCCGGACCACUUGAGCUGUCAUGUGAAGCAUGUGCAUUCCUCAGAAAGACCGUUUAAAUGUCAAGUAACGGCCUGUACCUCUGCUUUUGCCACCAAAGACAGACUCCGUUCCCACAUGAUCAGGCAUGAAGGCAAAGUCACCUGUAGCAUCUGUGGGAAAAUGCUCAGCGCGGCUUACAUCACCAGCCAUUUGAAGACUCACGGACAGACCAACUUUAACUCCUGUAACAAAGGUAAUGAAGUUUGCCAUUCUGCCUCGGUUACACCUGUGACCAUCUCGGCCCCCAUCACCACGGCGAUGAACCGGAUCCACUCCAACAACGCCGUCACCAUAGCCACACAAAUGAACAUUAGCACCAACACGGUCAACAUCACGUCUCCGGUCAGCCUCCAGCACCCUGUCACCAUCACUGGGCCCAUCAACAUCUCCUCUGUCAACAUCCCCACCACGGCGCACAUGAAUAUCGCCCACCCAGUCGCAAUAACCACCCCCAUGUCUAUGAAUAUAGCCGGUCCACUCAACAUCGCCAUGAGGCCAGUGGAUAGCAUGCCUUUUCUGUCCCAGGUCUUGCCUUCUUCCCCACCCUGGUAAAAGAAGAGACAGAGAGAGAAAGAGAGAGAGCAUCGAACUGGCCAGAAAGAAAGGGAAAAUGAAGUGAAACAAGCGACUCCGGUCUUCUAUUAUUUGCACCUCGAGCCCAGCUCUUUCUAUCCCCCGAACUCUGUUUACUUCACCAAACCUCGAAGUGAAUACUGUAUUUACACGAGCUGUGCGGCUUGGUAGGAGCUCCCAACCCCCUCGCCGCCAAGUCACAGCUGCGUCCCGCCUAAUGUUAAGUGACUGACACGAGAUGCAGAACAGUUGAGUAGAUAUCGAGUAGGAGUUACCUUGAAAUCAGGACAACCGUAAGACUUAGCGUAGUCAGUUAGAAUGAUGAAACUGUGAUUUGUAUCAUGACAAAUGAGAGGAGACGAUUCCUCGAGCACCCUUGAGGGACUCCCCCUUGGAAAACCCCACACGUGCUUUUGUAAACGGGAGAUGAGAAAUAGACUGAAGCAAUAAGUAUAAAUUGCUCUUUUCGAUGUUUUACACGUUUUUCCUCCCAAAGCCUCUGGGUGUUACUUUGUACUUUGUUGGUUUUUAUUUUAUUUUUUUUAAACUAUAGCCUGCUAAUCACUAUUUAAUGUUAUAGGAAAUGAGUCUAGUUAAAGGGACAGCAGCUUCCAUUUGCAUUGAAGAAUAUUUUUCACAGUGCUAUAGCUUUUCUUUAUCUUCUCAGAUAGUAGGUAUGCUCUUGAGGUACAGUGACUAACUUGUACAGUUGACAUAGUAAUGUAUUUUCAUGUCAGCAUUUUUAAUUUUUCUGCUUUUGUCAUUCAAGUCGACACUGUCCUCUCGACUAUGGAAUAUUUGUACUUGUACUUGUUUUCUAUUUGUAUGGAAUCUCAAAGGUUUGUUUUAUUUUUAUUUUUUUGCCUAUUGGUAGUGUUCAUUUGUCCAUGAAGGCAGAAUGGAAUGAGUCUUGCACUGAAAGCAUAUCCUACAUGCAGGUGAACAGCAGUAUUAUCAAAGAUCAAAAUUGGGAGUCUCGAGUGUUUCGGUUGGGCAGCCUACACUUGAGGCCAUCUAGUGGCUGAACGUGGAAAAAGGCCUGGCUUUGUAGUGAAGCUUUUUCAGGCUGUUCGUGUCAUCAUCAUGGUGACUGAUUUUGUUUUGUCUGACUCUUCUGUACACUGUUUUUUUUUUGGUUUUGGUUUUUUUUAAAUCAUUUAUCUGUGAUAGCCCCAAGAUGAUACUAUGGAUCCUUCACUCAGGAAACACACAAAAAAGCCCAUUACUCAUGAACUUAGCUCCUUUUUUUUUAUUGAGUAUAUCUACCAUGUAUCUUAAUUCUUGACUUCUCCAUCUUCCUUUUUAGAUUCCCUGAAUCAUUUGGCAUUGUUGUUUUAAGAGCUGAGUAGACUUCCAUCAGGGAGAAGAAGUCAAAGAAUUGAUUUUAAACAUAGCCGUCCAUCGAAGUAAUAAUUUACUGUACAAUGGCAUACAUACUGUACUUUUUUUUUUUUACAUUUCCUUUGAAGUCCAGUUCAGUCUCAGGCUGCAUACGUAGGUGGCUGAGAACUGGCUGAGUUUGAUCAAAUGCAAGUUUGUAACCAUUCAAAUAAUGGGAUAAGAUUGACGUUGCAUGAGCCCAAACACUGUAGCUGUUGAACAGAACUAUUUUUUAAUGAAUGCCAUGUUAUCUCAACCGUGUUGCAGCUCUUUGAGUUGAUUCAGUUUAUACUGAACAAUGCAAUAUGCAUGUUUGUCAUUUUUUCCCCAAUUUGUUUUAAACAAAAAAUAUUAGUGUAGCUUUUUUUUUUUUGUUCUUAUGCAUUUACGUAGAUACACUAUGAUAGCCUGUUUGCCAAAUUUGAUACAACAAUAAUAAUAAUGUGAUGAACUGAACAUUUCUUGUGGAAUUGAACAUCUCUUUAUUUUUAAGGAAAAAAAAUAUGAAUUGGAAAUUCCAGGACCCUUGUGAAAGCAGUUGAAUGUAUAUCUUUGUACAAAACUAUUUUAGUUCCAAGGAUAUGGUAGUUACAAUAGAUGUGAAAGAUAAAAUAACCUUUUUUAUAAAUCUUUUGUAUUAGAACAUUAACAAUGGUAAUUUUGUAUAUAUGAGAGGUUAGGCUUUCUGAUUAGCAGAAAGGUCAAACAUUCCUACAUUUUUUUAAAAUGUAUGUUUGUCAAAUUAUUACAUAAACAUGCGCAAUGUUAUGUGCCUUUUAUUUGGGUUGUCUAAAUAAAAGAAAACUAUCAAA